AUGUCUAGCGAAAUCGGUCAACAAGCUUAUCAACCACCUUCAACAAUUGUAUCAGCUGGAAUAGCCACUCCCGUCUCACCAAGCAAUUAUGGAGUAAAUGAUCAUAUGAAGGUACAACUUUUAGUAAGAGCUUAUCAAGUUUGUGGGCAUCAUUUUGCAAAAUUAGAUCCUCUAGGCAUUAUGGAUGCUGACUCUACGUUUCCAAAAGAACUUGAUCCAAGUCAUUAUGGCUUUACUAAAGAUCUUAAUAGGCAAUUUUCAUUGGGACCUGGAAUCUUAACUCAAUUUUCUAAGUUUUUUCGAGAAAAAAAGACACUUAAAGAGAUUGUUGAAUAUUGUAAAUGGAUUUAUU
This is a messenger RNA of Racocetra fulgida, 352 nucleotides long. Lineage: Eukaryota; Fungi; Glomeromycota; Glomeromycetes; Diversisporales; Gigasporaceae. The record is from the annotation of a GenBank genome assembly.